Messenger RNA from Hemicordylus capensis (graceful crag lizard), 4320 nucleotides. It is a transcript of the gene INSIG2, whose product is annotated as insulin induced gene 2. Gene Ontology annotation, biological process: cellular response to insulin stimulus; SREBP signaling pathway; SREBP-SCAP complex retention in endoplasmic reticulum. The transcript has 8 exons. The record is from RefSeq and is a predicted model, not a curated record. Gene Ontology annotation, cellular component: SREBP-SCAP-Insig complex; endoplasmic reticulum. The coding region runs from base 449 to 1150 and encodes 233 amino acids. Lineage: Eukaryota; Metazoa; Chordata; Lepidosauria; Squamata; Cordylidae.
CUUCGGCUUGUCGUCUGCCAAGCGCGUCCGCUGGUGGGUGGGAGGAUGCGCGACGGAGAGGCGGAGACUGGCUGGCAGGCAGGGGAGGGAGAAGAUGGCGGAGGCAGAUACUUUAAAGUUAGUUGAAGACUGGAAUCCUGGAGAGACUGAAAAUGCCACCUCAUUGGCUGAUGCGAUUAUGACAUCACUUUCCUGCACUUCUCUGGGGCAGAGAUACUGCAGCUUGUUCUGCUGGCUGGCUGUACUCUGCUUUUUUCUUCAAAUUUGCUUCCAGCUAACAGCCCCCCAAAUUAUUAAGACUUCCUGUGGUCAAUCCCCACCAUGCAGUUCCUGCACCAUGCAACAGUCAGGUUGUAUACUGAUCUAGGAUUUGGAGUACGUUGUGAAUCAGGAGAUAGUAUUGCUUUAAGUUGGUUCCUCUUCCCUGUGCUCAAAAUAUCCUUGUUGAAUGUUGCUGGAAGUGCAUGAGGCCAUGGCAGAUGAUGACACGCAACCAUCCAUACCAAAGAAGUGUGGUCCAUACAUUUCUUCGAUAACCAGCCGCAGCCUGAACUUGGUGAUCCGUGGUGUCGUUCUGUUUUUAAUUGGUGUCUUUCUUGCAUUAGUAUUAAAUCUGCUACAGAUUCAGAGAAAUGUCACUUUGUUUCCACCUGAUGUGAUUACAAGUAUCUUCUCUUCAGCUUGGUGGGUGCCACUUUGCUGUGGAACAGCAUCAGCUGUGAUUGGGUUGUUGUACCCCUGCAUGGAUAGGCAUCUGGGAGAGCCACAUAAAUUUAAGAGAGAAUGGUCCAGUGUGAUGCGAUGCGUAGCAGUCUUUGUUGGUAUAAAUCAUGCCAGUGCUAAAGUGGAUUUUGCCAACAACAUCCAGUUAUCUCUCACACUUGCCGCGCUAUCGAUUGGGCUGUGGUGGACAUUCGAUAGAUCUCGAAGUGGCUUUGGCCUCGGAAUAGGAAUUGCAUUUCUGGCCACGUUAGUGACUCAGCUUCUAGUCUACAAUGGAGUUUAUCAAUACACAUCUCCCGACUUCCUGUAUGUGCGUUCCUGGUUACCUUGUAUAUUUUUUGCUGGUGGAAUAACUAUGGGGAACAUUGGCAGGCAGCUGGCAAUGUAUGAAUGCAAAGUUAUUGCAGAAAAGUCUCAUCAGGACUGAAGACAACAAAACAUAUCGCAGGAAAACAAUCCUGGGCUCUGAGAUGAACAUCCACCAAGGAGCACUUGACUACAGAAUUGCCAAACAGCAGUUUCCUCUUGUUUCUUCUUCUGCUGUGGCCCCAGACCCUGGCCUCAUCCAUCUGCAUAAAACACUGCUUACUGCAAUCUGUGAUUGCUGCAUCUGUAAGUCACUUGAAAAUCCUGACAUCUUGGGUUUGAUUGGUGUGAAAUUGCUUUAAACUGCAACACACUGGGCAAGAUGUUGGUUUAUAGGCAGAAGCCUUUCGUUUCUGAGUUAAACUAGGCUCUGCGGAUGCCAUUUUCUCUGCAUAAUGUUCCAGUGCCAAACCAAACAUUUGUCCUCUCUUCCGUCUGCAUUCCAUUCUCCUUACUUUGGACACUUGGAGAGAUUUGGUGUUUUUAAGGUGUCACUAUUUUAUUCUUCUUCUAGGUCAGGAAGACAAAGGUGGCUUGAAAAGGCAUUGAGGAAAUGUGAAUCAAAAAUAUAAUCCAGGUCUAUAUCUGCUGCACUAGUUUCAAAUGUAUAUAUUACAUAUAUAUGUCUCCACAGGUCAGUUUGUGCAUUCAUUUGUACACAGCCAACUUGUUAUAGCUUGACUGUAUAUCGCAUGCACAACUAACCUGCACAAACUACAGUGUGGGAGGGUAAAGUGGCUGCCGUGUCAUGAUGUCUGCACUAUGCUGCAGUCAUAGUGUCUACUCUGUGUUGACUGAGAUGUCCCUUUGUAGACAGUGGAUCUUCCUGGGGCAUAGUUAUUCAAAAACCUGCAGUAACACAGCUGCAAGUACAAGCAUAGCCCAAAUGAAGUAAUAUUGUUGAGACUAUCCUAGACAUCAGUCAUGUGCAAAUGGCUUCACUCUGGAAAUAGGAAAUUCCAAACUCUUUAAGGUACUGAAAUAUCCUUCGGUCUACUUGUUGCACAUUUACUCUUGGCCUGUUAGCAUAUGUUUGAGUACUUUGAUGCAUUCUGAUGACAGAAGGCACAAUCUGCUGUGAGCUUCUCCUUUGCAGACCCUGAAAUGAAUGGAUGGAAGCAUUGUGGAAUUGCCAUAUAUUGCAAUGAACAGGCGAGGAUCCCUAUGGAUUGUGCUUGAUCAAGCAGACUAUUGGAAGAGAUUAUGCCAUGGGCUCAUCACAUGAUUAUAACUCACCUUUGAGGACUUGGGGGUGAAGGGCAGAAGGUGUUUGAUUAUAAAUGGAACCAUAAGGUGAAUCUGUUCUAAAAUUUGGCCAAUUUUGUUAAUUCUAUCGUUGUGUUCAUUUAGCCUAAGUGAGCUUCUGCUGCUUUGUUUUUUGGGUUUUUUUCCUUUUCAAAAGAAAUAUUCUGUGAAAAGGUUUAGAAAAUACAAUACAGUCACUUGAAGAGACGUUGGUCCAAAGAACAGAUGUCUUUAGAUAAUUUUACUUUUCUUGUUAAUAAUGUAUAUGUUCAUAAACAUGUGGAACAGGCAAGCUAAGCACGAUUUUUAAGGCUUGUACUUAAUAUAUGUGAAGAAUAUGCAAUGAAAGUCUGAAACACAAAAGUUUUCAGAAGGAAAAUGUGCAAUCUAUAAUGCUUUUUUUAAAAAAAAGCAAACGCAAGCAACAACAAAACAAAUAUGCAAAAUUUCAGUAGCUCCCAUUUUUCACUAGCUGUUGCAGUUUCACACCACUACACUGCAACAAUGUGAUUGUAAUGUCAUUGGAAUUAAUAUUAGAAAGCACUUGAGAAUUGGUGUAUCUCCUUUUGUGCCCCUCCCCUAAUGAAAUGCAUAGCACUUAGGUGUAUGUACAUAUAUUUUAUUUUAAAAUAUCUCCUUAAAUGGUAUAAAUGUCACUUGAAAUUGGGAGAUGCUUCAGAAUUAAACUACCAAAAAGAUGAGUCUUUGGACCCCACUCCAGUAUAGUUCACAGCUAUAUCUGUGAUUAUUAUGCUGAUUCAUAUUUAUUGGGUUGACUCAUAUGUUUAAAGUGUUCUUUUGAGCUUGUUAAAUGUUUGGCAUGAGAAUAUCUUGAAGGCUAAAAUCUGACAAUUUGGGUCUUAAUCAGUGUGAUUAAGAGUACUUGUGGAUUACAAACAAUUAAGGUGGAGGUAGCUUUUAAAGGAGAAAUUGCACCAAAAACAAUGUUUCUUUUAAAAGUUUAUUGCUGCUCUCCAACCUUGCUCUCUAUGGGUUGAGUUUGGAGUGAAUCAAGAAAGGACUCUUACACAUAAUUACUGAAGGAAGAUAAUCUUCUGCUUUGCAUUUUCCAGCCUACGGUAGUGCUCAUGGGAGAAAGCUGCUUUAGAUGAAGCAGGAUUCUAGUUUGGUGUAGGUGGCUGAAUUCAGCUUGGAAUACAAUGUAUAUUACAUUAUUGAAGGCAAUUGUAUGGCAUCUCAGUUCCCAGUACUGCACAUGUGAUCUACAGGGGUGGUUAUCUGUGGUUGUGUUAAUUGAAGGGUUAGGAAUGCCCUUUGUAAGUGACUCACUAAACUUUGGGGACUUAACUAUGAUCUUGACAAUUGCAGGUUCAAGUCUUUCUUGCUCGUAUAACAUAUGGUCUUUCCAUCAGUUCUUAGAAGGGCCUCAUUCAUCUUGCUGAAGAAGUCCAAGGCAUUGUAAACACAUGAAGAUGUAGCUGUCGACCUUUAAAUAUUAAUCUGAAGAUGGAGUUCACUAUCUUUUAAAUAUUAAAUCACUUGCAAGCAUCCUCGUGAACCGUAUUUGCUGUGAAUUGCUGGAAAACACAUGAUCAGUUUGAAAAAUGCACUUAUUGGAAUAUGUUGAGUAACUCUUCUAAUCUUUAAGUCACUAAUGCAAAGUCAGCCGAUUGCCCCAAAGUUUUUCUGGUGGAUUGCUCUGUUUUCUGUUGAUAAGUAGUUUUUCAUUUAAAGCAACUUGUGAAGAUUGUUUGUAUCUACCAGCCGGCACUGGAAUCCUGAGAGAAGAGGUUCAUAAUGGGAUGCCUUAAUAACAGAGGUGGGGAGAGGCAGCUACUGUGUGAUGUGUAAUUAUAAUAUUGGACUGUCUUCAAAAUAUUCUAUAGAGGAUGAAUAAGGUAUAUUUUAGAUACAACUUUAUAAGCACUAUAAACUCUUCACUAGUUGUGAAUUGUAAAGGUUGAUAAUGUUUACUUCAAAUUGCUGUUAAAAGCAAAACGUGUAUUAAACAUAAUUACAGCCUCA